UUACCAUUUUGAAGUUGAACACCAUGUCACAGGUAACGGCAACUUUCAAAAGGUAUUCUACACGCAUGUGCUGUCACGUGGAAGAACACAAGAAAAAAAUUAUGGGAUACGACUAGCUGAGGUGUCAACCCUUCCUCCAUCUAUUAUAGCAGAAGCCAAGAGAAUAUCACACAAUAUUAGUGUACAGAAGUCAAAUGGAAAAGAUAGUGAGGAAGCAAGACAAAAAAGAGCUGCAUUUCACCUGGCCAACAGGUUAAUACAGGUGGCUCGUAACUCACAGCUUGAUGAAGAGAGUUUGAAGGAAUAUGUCACCACUUUGAAGAAACAGUACGAGACAGAGAUAUGUCCUUUUGAUUCUGAAGAGUAGAUACAGUAUGUUUAGGGGAUGUGAAAAUGAGAUGGUGUGAACCAGAAUAAUAUAGAUGAAAGAUGAUAUGGACAAGGUGGUAUGUGAAUGGAGAUGAUGUCAAUAUACAGGUAAAGUUGUCAUGCAGAUUUAAAGUAUUGUCAAGGAGAUAUGCAGAAAAAAUUUGGCAAAAAGAAAAUGUAGAUGAAAGGUGUCACAGAAAAAUGCAUAUGAAAAUGUUGUUGCCAAGACUUUAAGCAGAUGGAAGUCAAAGAUAUAUGUGCAGUACUGUACUGCUGUUGAAAGAUUUUGUCAAGCGAAUAUGUGCAUAAAUAUAUUUGGAUAUGCAGAUGGUGCCAGAGAUAUACAGAUGGCAAA
Molecule: messenger RNA, 724 nt
Organism: Anneissia japonica
Lineage: Eukaryota; Metazoa; Echinodermata; Crinoidea; Comatulida; Comatulidae
Product: mutS protein homolog 4-like
Exons: 3
Source: RefSeq, a predicted model, not a curated record